Molecule: messenger RNA, 2396 nt
Organism: Solea senegalensis (Senegalese sole)
Lineage: Eukaryota; Metazoa; Chordata; Actinopteri; Pleuronectiformes; Soleidae
Product: bifunctional UDP-N-acetylglucosamine 2-epimerase/N-acetylmannosamine kinase-like
Exons: 6
Molecular function (GO): N-acylmannosamine kinase activity; UDP-N-acetylglucosamine 2-epimerase activity
Source: RefSeq, a predicted model, not a curated record
UUGGAUUUCUGUUUCUCAUCAGUGGCAAGAUUUAUGGUGAUGGCAAUGCAGUGACUCGUAUUCUCAAGUUUCUGCGCACCAUUGACCUGGACGAGCCCCUGCAGAAGACCUUCUGUUUCCCCCCAGUGAAAGACUCCUUCUCCCAAGACAUUGAUCACAUCCUGGAGACACAGAGUGCUCUGGCAGUUGACCUGGGAGGGACCAACCUCAGAGUGGCUAUUGUAUGCAUGAAGGGUAAGAUAUUGAAGAAAUAUACUCAGCCUAAUCCAAAGACCUUUGAGGAUAGGAUGCAGCUCAUAUUGAAGAUGUGCUUUGAAGCCAUGUGGGAGGCUGUGCGCCUCAACUGCAGAAUACUAGGAGUUGGGGUGUCCACGGGUGGACGAGUAAACCCGCAAGAAGGGGUGGUCCUGCACUCAACAAAGCUGAUCCAGGAAUGGUCCACAAUUGACCUCCGAACACCCAUUUCGGACGCCAUGCACCUCCCUGUCUGGGUCGACAAUGAUGGCAACUGUGCUGCACUGGCUGAGAAGAAGUUUGGCCAUGGCAAAGGAGUGGAGAACUUUGUGACAAUCAUCACAGGCACAGGUAUUGGUGGAGGAAUUAUCCACCACAGUGAGCUGGUCCAUGGCAGCACCUUCUGCGCUGCAGAGCUGGGUCACAUCAUGGUUUCAUUAGAAGGCCCCGAGUGUUCAUGUGGCAGCCGUGGAUGCAUAGAGGCCUAUGCGUCUGGGAUGGCCCUGCAGAGAGAGGCUAAAAGACUGCACGACGAGGAUUUGCUGAAGGUGGAGGGGAUGGAUAUGAAGCUUUCUGAGCCGGUCACUGCUGCCCACCUCAUCACUGCAGCCAGUUUGGGCAACCCUAAAGCCGAUGCUAUUCUGAACAAGGCCUGCACAGCUCUAGGUGUGGGCAUCAUCAACAUUCUCCAUAUAGUAAACCCCUCUCUUGUGAUUCUAUCUGGAGUCUUGGCUUCUUACUACCAGAACCCAGUGCAGCACAUUGUCCAUGGGAGAGCUCUCCUCUCUGCACAGAGCAUCAAAGUUGUCACAUCAGACUUGGAGGACCCUGCAUUACUUGGAGCUGCUAGCAUGGUGCUAGAUUACACAACAAGAAGAAAAUACUGAAGGAUAUACUACUAGUCCCGGUUUACUGAGAAACAGUAUCAAUGAUAUGAUUGCAAGACAGAAAAGAUCGUACAACCUUAACUAAUUUAAAUUUAAAAUAACAUUUAUAGCAUACAUUUUGAAUAAUGAAGGGGGUGGGGGCAUUUGGUAAAAAAAUCUGAUAUUUGAAAAAGUAAUUCUAUUUUGCUGCUUGUUGAUAACCUAAAAGAGUUGCAGUUUUCUUGUGUUGGCUACACAAAUUCAAAUUGCCAAGGCUUUAGGACUGAGAUGUUAACCAGAUUAAGCCUGAAUACUUCAUGUGUAAAGUGAGUUGAAUGCACAUGCCAGUAACCUGUCUGUCUACUGUUCUUAUGUAAGAACACUUUCAGGACAGGCUUCAAACACUUUACUUGUAAUGUAAUGUGGUUUUGAGCAUGAAUAUUCAAUUAUUUGAUUAUUCGUUGGAUUAUUAAAAGGCAGUCAGUUCAUCUGACUUUGCAUGGUCAUAUUAAAAAGAUGAGACAAAAUUGAAAAAUGUUUUAUCAAUGAUUGCAUUGAUAAAAACAAAAAAAAUCUUCCUCUCUAAUGACUACCUAUUAUGUGGUGCAUCAUCAGCAAGCAUUUAGAUAGUGGACUGCAUGGAGAAGCUUGUUUCAGUUGUGACCAAAAAUAUUACUGAAACACACUGCUUCUCUAUUCACUGUCAACACUUUAUGUUACACAUUUAUUUUCAUCUUGUAUGGAGAAUUUGUACUAAAUUUUCAUUUAAGAGUGACCGUCCAAUUACUCUGUCAUAUAUCCAUGUUUUGUAAUUCAUUAAAUUAUUUAAGGUGUAACGCUUUAAGAACAGUAGUUAGUUAGAUAGUUAGUUAUCACUGCUAUUGCUGCUACAUUAUGGCAAGGGUGAAUUAUCUGUCUGAAUCAGGUUACGUUUUAAAUUCUUUGUUUUACAUUGUAUUACUGCAUACGUUACAAAUAUUUUACUGACUGAAUGUUUGCUUCAUGUGUUUUGGGAAAUAUGUUACUACGCAGGUCCUGUGAUUUAUGCUGUUACAUCGGUCAUGUCGGUCAAGUUUAAAGUUUUAAACGCACGUCCAUGUCAAAUAAUUGUUUUUGUUCAUCCAAUUUAAUUUUAAGCAGCCUUUGUGUUUCAUUUGUACAAAGACUAUCAUUAUCAUAGGAACAUUCAACAUGAAAAUGUGUUUUAAUGAGGCAUUUACAGCCUUUCCGUAAAUACCAAUCUCAUUGUGGGGUGAUUUCUUUUCUUGGGACCAGUAAAAGAAAAGUUUCAACUGA